Molecule: messenger RNA, 1101 nt
Organism: Rotaria sp. Silwood2
Lineage: Eukaryota; Metazoa; Rotifera; Eurotatoria; Philodinida; Philodinidae
Source: the annotation of a GenBank genome assembly
AUGGCUUUACGUUCUAAUGGUGACGAUACUACACAGACUGUCGUUCCAAUAUAUUUUGGUUGCAACACGAAAUUUGGUGAUGCUGCUUCUACACCCUUGAAAAUGAUCAAGUUGCAUGUUGAGCAACAAGUGAAUGCAACAUUUCCACUCAUACAUCAGGUGGCAACAACAAUGACAUUUAAAAAUGAUUAUAACAGAAUAUUAGAAGGAGCUUUAGAAUUUACAUUACCUGAAACCGCGAUAAUCUGUGGAUUCGGUCUUGAUGUUGGAAAGGAAAAAGCUCGGGUGACAUUUGAACAAGAAGUCCGGAAAGGUGUUGACCCUGGCUUAGUCGAAAUGGUUGAAGGAAAUAUAUUUCGUACGAGAGUUUAUCCAAUACAAGCCGGACGCACACGAAUACCUUUUGUAUACUCAAAUGGUAAAUAUUGCUCCAAACUUCACCAAGUUAACGUUGAACCAUUGGAAGGUGAACAGUCGAUUUCUUAUAUACUUAAAAAUUUGGCACCAGGACAACCCGUCUACAGCGUAGAAAUUGAUCACGAUGAUCAUAAUCAAGCCUAUUUUGCUCUAUCGUAUAGGCCACCAUUACCACAAUUCAAUGAAAAUGCACUUGAUAGUCAAAAAACAAUGUUCGUUUGUAUAUUAUGGGAUGCAAGCUUAAGUCGGUCUAAUAUUGAAAAUCGGAAUCACGAAAUAAAUAUGCUCAAAAUUAUAUUAGACACUUGGCAAUCAAAUGGCAUUAAUGUUAACUUAACCGUAGUUGUAUUCCGCAAUGUAUUUGAAGAACCGAAGACAUUUCAACUAGAUGAACAGGAUUAUUGGUCGAAACUUGAUCAAUUUUUAACCAAUCUAUCAUAUGAUGGCGCAAUAAAUUUAUGCCAACUAGCUACAAUUUCAACUAGGGUUCUAAAUGUGACGCACUAUUUUUUAUUUAGCGAUUGUCUUUGGACAGUUGGUAAUGAUGAUCCAACACUAUUCGAUCGGUGGACAACAAAACCAAUUUGGAUAUUGAAUGCCAAUUUCGCGCAUGAAUCAACAAAUUUUUCAUUGAUUAAUCAUUUAACUAACCUCAGUGGCGGUGGANUUUUGACCAUACCCUGA